AAGUUCGUUUGACACCUCUUCCGGUGCCGUCACUGUGUAUUCAGGUUACACUGGGUGGAGCGCUUUAUACUUUACUGAGACACACAACAGGCGAGCAACACAACACGGCUUUCACCUCCGAGCAGUGAACACACCGUUGCUUUUAGACAUGUUUCGUUGUGGCAUCGCGUAUCCCCGAUGCAGGUGGAUCCUGCCUCUUCUCCUGCUUUUCGCCAUCAUUUUUGACAUCAUCGCCAUCGCGGCUCAGUCCGGAUGGGUGGAGGACGAAAACGCCAAGUCGCACUAUGCCAGUAUGUGGGAACAGUGCCGAGGCCGCAACGACAACUGGACCUGCAAGUCUCUCACGGAGUACUCAUGGGCUCAGGCUGUCGCUGCGCUUAUGAUCAUCGGCCUCAUCAUCCUCAUCAUAGCCUUCAUCAUCUCCUGUGUGGCUCUCUGCUGUACCCUUAAUAUACCACUCUUGCCGUUUAUUGGAGUUCUCCUCAUGUUUGCUGCGAUACUCCAGAUCAUCGCUCUGAUCGUUUACCCAGUGAAAUUCAACGAACUAAUCUUUGAAGGCAACUACGACUACACCUGGGCGUAUGGUUUUGGCUGGGGAGCCACCAUUAUUAUGAUUGGUUGCGCAAUCCUGUUCUGCUGCCUGCCCCGCUAUGAAGACCAACUCAGUGGCAUAGCAAAGACCAAAUACAUCUACACGUCGGCCUAAAAGCCCUCUCCAUCUCUACUACUUAUCGCACCAUUGCUCUAAGAACUGUUUGACUAAAUAUUUUUAAAGCUCCAAACAGGAAUUGGCACAGUCUGCUCAAGAUAGGAUCCAAGUUUACUAAAAGAGAAUAUGGGAAACAUGAACAGUAUUUUUUGCUUUAAUAAGGAUUAUUUAUAAUAAUGAGUUUUCUUACAAAGGCCUACGUUGUCUCAAAACUCCACCGUACAUGCUCUGGCAAUACUGGCCAUAUUUUUAUUUCAUUCAAGGUGACAUUUCAGUUUUUAUCACUGCUUUAUCAUGUGAUUUACUUUUUCUCUUCCAUGCAGACACAAAAACCAAUGGGUCUUUAUCAGAGCACCAGGGUAGAAACUUUAGGGGUUUACAGUUUAGGUGGAUUUGAUAAGGGCCACUUAAUUACAGUUGACUCUACUGACUGUAUCUUUAUCUUCUGCUUGAAAUUAGUAUAUUUUCAGAGGCCCACCUCUUAUAAUUGAAUAUUAAUUAAUGUAGACUUGCACAGAAUUUUUAGUCUCUAUCACUUUAAUAAAUUGUAUUUUAAAAAAA
Molecule: messenger RNA, 1270 nt
Organism: Ictalurus punctatus (channel catfish)
Lineage: Eukaryota; Metazoa; Chordata; Actinopteri; Siluriformes; Ictaluridae
Gene: perp
Product: p53 apoptosis effector related to pmp22
Exons: 4
Coding region: 149-706 (185 amino acids)
Biological process (GO): cell-cell adhesion
Cellular component (GO): cell-cell junction; membrane
Source: RefSeq, marked provisional